AUGUCUACCAUUGCCUUGUCGUCGUCGUCAUCGGCACCCGAUCCCUUGAUUGUGCCGCAACCACAACACGUGGAUGAUGAAGCGGCCAGCGAUGACGACGACGAGGGUGGCGUGGUCGCGGUAGACCCCGUUCGCAUUGACGUUGGGACAGGCAAACCCGGCAUCCCGAUGUCCCGCAUCGAUCGCUUCCUGCGAGGCUACACCAUUUUCAUGUCGUCGCCGUUGCGUCAAGAUCGCAGUCUCAAACUUUUGCAGUACACGUUGUGGGCGGCCGCGCAGGCUUACGGAAAGGAUAGUAAGGGUCGUGCCGGUCUCGUCAAGCUUUCGCUAGACCUUUGCCUCACUCGCGUUGCCAAUCGUUUGUUGGGAUUUCCCACGGCUUUGGAAGCCGCCCGGUCAGGUAGUUGGGCCGUGCCCAGUCAACGCCAUCCUCAGUUGUUCCGAGCCUUGGGAAAAUUCUUGGCCUGGACCAUGGUAGGAUACUAUCCCACCGAACACGUCGCGUACUUGCACUGGAUGGCGCCGUCUUGGUUGGCCAGUGGAAGGUCGGCGGAAGUCUUCUCGGCUUGGAGUUGUCGCUGUUGGACGGCUUACAUUUUGGCCGAAUCGGCUCAGUGUAUUCUGCAAUGGCGCGAACUGGCGUACAACGACCGAGUCCCAGCAGUGAACGAGGACGACAACUACGAAAAGGAGCACAAACUAAACUUGGAACGCACGCGGUCGGAAUGCCGUCACUUGGAACUCCAAUUGGUCCGCAACGCCUUGUGGAUUUUACCCGCCGUGCACUGGUCGCUCCCGAACUGGGACCGCAACCCGCUCCUGUCGUCCGGAACGCUCAAUACGCUCAUGUUUCUCGAAUCCCUCGUCUCCAUGUACCAAACCGUACGGUCGUUCCCGACAAUCGAUGGACUGCUGAACUAUAUUCCUGGAUUAGGUAGUAGUUCGUUUACAGUUAUUGUAGAAAUCUCGGAUGCAAAACAAACAAUGGCCCAAGUUGAAGUUCCGCAUUCCAAUUCUUCGAUCCAGAUCUAUCUAAUUACGCCUUCCAACUUUCUCCUCAUCGAAGAACGUGCCUGGCCAACUCCACCAUCAUGCGAGUUUAUGGCCCUGGAUAUCAGUGAAAUGAAAAGUCACCAUGGCGAUCAACGCGAUUCUACUUUAAAGCUGUCAGCCUUCUUUGAAGUGAAUGAAAGCAGAAGGUGA
This is a messenger RNA of Phaeodactylum tricornutum CCAP 1055/1, 1203 nucleotides long. RefSeq lists its product with no specific name. Gene Ontology annotation, biological process: peroxisome fission. The transcript has 3 exons. The record is from RefSeq and is a predicted model, not a curated record. Gene Ontology annotation, cellular component: peroxisomal membrane. Lineage: Eukaryota; Bacillariophyta; Bacillariophyceae; Surirellales; Neidiaceae. Bases 1 to 1203 code for a protein of 400 amino acids.